This is a messenger RNA of Ruditapes philippinarum (Manila clam), 2024 nucleotides long. RefSeq lists its product as uncharacterized. The record is from RefSeq and is a predicted model, not a curated record. Gene Ontology annotation, cellular component: membrane. NCBI's taxonomy places the organism in Eukaryota, Metazoa, Mollusca, Bivalvia, Venerida, Veneridae. Bases 7 to 525 code for a protein of 172 amino acids. The transcript has 3 exons.
UGAUGAAUGCUAACAAUGUGUUUUAUUAUAUCUUUGUUACAUGUCAUACAUGUAUUUAGUAUCUAUUUAAUUACAGGCUACCCUCCACCACCAGCUUACGAAGAGCAAAACAAGGGAGUUUCGAGUGCUUACCCACCACCGGAGACAGGCUAUCCUUCCCAAGGGUACGCUCAACCAGGGUACGGCCAGACCGGGUAUACCCACCAAUCAACAACGGCAGUGGUUGUGACACAGCCAGGAUAUGCUGGCCAAGUGGUAGCAAUGCCAAGACCUCCAGAUUACAUGAUCGGCUCAAUCAUGGCCUGUCUCUGUUGUUUUUGGCCGACAGGAUUGUGUGCUAUAUACUAUGCAUCCCAGGCCAGCAAAUUGUCAGCUGAAGGAGAUAUGGUUGGUGCCACAAAUAUGGCAAACAGUGCCAGAAACCUGAUGAUCACAAGCAUUGUGAUUGGCGUGAUAUGGAUCGGCCUUGUUAUUGUCCUCAGAGCGAUUGUAUACGCAGAUUACUACAGCAACAGUAGCUAUUAGGUGAUCAAAUCAAUGAGACGCUUGAAAGGGAGAUAAAUCCAAAAGUAGCCAAUCGCCCCUACUCCAGUCUAAAAUCAAAGAAGAAAACAAAUCUUGUCAACUAGACACUUUUGAAAUACAUAUACGACGCUGGAAAUUCCAAAGUAUUCCGAAUCUUUACAAAUCAAUUUUAAAUGGAAGAUUUGAUUCGAUAGUUGACAUUUACAAUGCAAACUUACUUUAUUGGACAUAUUUGGAAAUAUCAUUUCCGGGCUUGACUUUUAUUUAUGUGCGUAGAUCUAUGUAUUUUUUAAGAAAUUUAUAAUCUAAAGCUUUUGUGAUAAAAAAAAACAUUUUAUAGUUUUAUUAUAAAUGUUUCAUAUAUUUGAGUCAAAUAUUUGGUAUAACAAUUGGUUACAUUGAUAUAACAUUAUGUGUGUUUUUGUUUAUAUGUUCAAAACCUAUAAAACAAACUGUAUGAUUCAUGUUGACGAACUAAUUUUAAGGUAGACCACUGCUAAUGGGCACUACAUUGUAAAAGGAACUAUAAAAUUGCCAACAUAGGAUAGUUACAUGUAUAUGCCUUAAAUGUCACCUGUAUGCAAGAUUCAAAUUAAAUUUACCGUGUUGUUUAUGAGUUAUUGACAUUUUUCUGAACUAAAACUUUGUCAUAAGAAAGGCUUUUUUCAAAAAUGAGGAAACUCCAAAUAAUCUAUAAUAUCAUCAUUAUGAAAAAUGUUUUCCUAUUCCUCGUUGUUAAGAAACAAAUAACUAUCAGGUAACAAAUUACAAAAUUUGGCACUGUUUAGCAAAUAACUACCUACAAUAAUUGUAUAAUUAAUAUUAAGCAUUUUUUUACAUAAGGGAUCUGAGAGAUACAUAAAUAAUGUUAUAAAAAAAGAAAGAAAACAAGUUGCCUUCCUGGGGUUGAACCCACGCCCAUUAUUUUCAAUGCACUUGCCUAUUUGAAUACUCUUCGUCGUGGAGGUAAUGCAUUAGCAGUGGUCUACCUUAACAAAUGCAUUCGGUGACGUUAUGCUGUUAGUGUAUAUGAUGACGUGAGAUUUAGUGUGUGUGUGUGUGUUGGUGCGCGCGUUUGUGCGUGCGUGUGUGUGUGUGUUUGUGUGUGCGUGCGCGUGUGUAUGUAUGAUAAAAUAUAACGUAUUUAUGCAUCUUCUCGUGUGUUUUUAGAAAAUAAUGUACAUGUAAAUUUUUAUAUUAGUUGCUUUUAUGUAUUGUUUGGGAUUUAAAUAAUUGAAUUCAAAUAAAUACCAUACUUAAUAUCGCGACAAGAACAAAGUAGUCAUAAAGUGGACUGUUAUUUAAUUUUAAACUGUAAGUCAUCAAAUGCUUAAAAAUAAGGAAAUUAAAAUGACAUGUAUCGUGCCAUUUUUGAGUAAUUGUAAAACAGCAUUUGGAAUUUGCAAUUGGAAUGCUUUGCAUAAUACCAAGAAAAUAUAUGUUAAAAUUUGUUAACCUUUGUCAUCUAUUUUCUGAUAAUAAAUGAACAUUUUGUUUUA